AUGACGGCUGCGGCCAUGAAAGGCUUCAACUCGCAUCAGAAUGGGUCCGGCACCUAUCCGCCCUCCGCCGCCACCCGUCGCGCUGCGGUCAGCACCUCCCCUUCCGAUCCGAAGGUCAAGAAGCUCUUGGGGUCUCGUGGCAUUGCUUCCCUCACCAUCGAUACGGGGCCUUUGUCCGGUCACGCUGCCACCAAGAACGCGUCACGGACAGAGCCGUCGCCCACGACAUCUACAUCUGCCGCAGGAGGCGCAAAACGAGGACGAUGGCACACGCUCGAGUUCCGCUUCUACUUUCUGGUCUUCGCCAUCGCGGUGCCGCUCAUGGUCUACGUCCCUGUUCGCCUCAGCACGCCAUCGAAUGCCAACUACUGGUCCUACACCGGCCAUCUGAAACCAGGCUGGAUCGCGGGAAGACUACGAGACGACAGCGACUUUCAGUAUCGCUCCUUUCGUGACUACGUCCCUUCCUUGAUAGGCAUCACGGGACUGUACCUGGCACUUUCAAAGCUAUUCAGCUUCCUGCCAUCGACAGCAUCGACUCAAUAUAGUCGUAUUGACGGCAACGCAAGCAGCAACGCCGCCGUCAAGCCGAACAGGAUAGCGUUCCUCGCCGUCUUCACCACCAUCUUCAUCUUUGCGCUCCACGGCUUCAACUCGCUCAAGCUGCUUUUGAUCCUCGGGAUCAACUAUGGCUUGACAAAAGCGUUGGGCGGCACCAAGAUCGCUCCGGCAAUAGCGUUCGCAUUCAACAUCGGUGCGCUCUUCGCAGUGCACUGGAACGACGGCUUCGAGUACAGUCACAUUUCGCCCGCGCUGGGCUUCCUCGAGGUGUUCAAGGGCCUGCUGCCACGCUGGCAGAUCAACUUCAACAUCACCAUGCUGCGGCUGGUGUCGUUUGCCAUGGACUACCACUGGGCCAAGUGUGAGGCAAACAACGGUGGUCAAGCUGGACGAGCGAUGGUUGAGGCGCUUCGCGAAGACCGCGAAGCGAGCUAUCAAGAACGCGUACGGCUCACGCAGCACCUGGAAGAAUACACCCUCGGCAACUACCUUCUCUACGCGCUCUACCCGCCCCUCUUCAUCGCCGGGCCCAUCAUGACGUUCAACGACUUCACGCAUCAGCUCCGGCAUCCCAUCCGCAUCUCUACCGGCACGGUGCUGCGCUAUGCCGUGCGCUUCGUCAUCUCGCUGCUCACCAUGGAGCUUAUCCUGCACUUCAUCUACGUCAACGCCAUCAAGGACACCAAAGCCUGGGUUGGCGCCACACCCCUGGAACUCUCGAUGAUCGGCUUUUGGAACCUCAUCAUCGUCUGGCUGAAACUUUUGAUCCCGUGGCGAUUCUUCCGUCUCUGGGCCAUGGCAGAUGGCGUUGAGGCGCCCGAGAACAUGGUCCGAUGCAUGGCCAACAACUACUCGACCCUCGGCUUCUGGCGUUCUUGGCACCGGUCGUACAAUCUUUGGAUCGUACGCUACAUCUACGUGCCGCUGGGCGGAAGCCGGAACCAGAUCCCCUCGACGCUGUUGGUGUUUACCUUCGUAGCGUUGUGGCAUGAUCUCAGUCUGAAGUUGCUCGCGUGGGGAUGGCUGAUUACGUUUUUCAUCGUGCCGGAGGUGGUGGCGCGGAAGAUGCUGCCCUAUAGCCAGUAUGGGGAGAGAUGGUGGUUCAGACACGUUGCGGCGGUGGGGGGCGUGGGGAACGUGCUGAUGAUGAUGACGGGCAAUUUGGUCGGGUUUGCGAUUGGCACGGAUGGCAUGCGGUACAUGAUCGAGCAGCUGUUUGGGAGUGCCGAGGGGGUGAGGUUCAUGGUGGGCGCGUGUGCGACGCUGUUCGUGGGUGUACAGGUCAUGUUCGAAUACAGGGAGGAAGAGUUACGGCGUGGCAUUGAUCGCAAGUGUUAG
Molecule: messenger RNA, 1899 nt
Organism: Kalmanozyma brasiliensis GHG001
Lineage: Eukaryota; Fungi; Basidiomycota; Ustilaginomycetes; Ustilaginales
Product: Membrane bound O-acyl transferase, MBOAT
Exons: 1
Coding region: 1-1899 (632 amino acids)
Biological process (GO): GPI anchor biosynthetic process
Cellular component (GO): endoplasmic reticulum
Source: RefSeq, a predicted model, not a curated record